GAUAUCUACGUCAAACGUAGAGGGCUCUCAAAAUUCGGCGCCGCGCGCAUUUCCUUGACGAUCUACUCUAAUAAUGUCGCGCCACGAGCCGCGUAAAAUCGCUCCGGCCCCCCCAGCAAUAUUACUUUACGAUGCUGCCGGCCCGAAUACCCAGCCUUGGGCUCCAAAUAUUUGGCGCAUUCGAUUCAUCUUAAAUUAUAAGCGCCUCCGCUAUCGUACCAUAUGGGUCGAGUUCCCAGACGUCGAAACAACGAUACGAUCACUGGGUGCCCCGCCUAGUGCCGUUCGAAAUGAUGGUCGCCCCGUAUACACUCUUCCUGUAAUCAUUGAUCCCACAAAGAACCCCUCCGCUCCCCAGAUCCUCUCCAACACCAACACGAUCGCCGAAUACCUCGAAUCGACGUACCCUGCACGACCUGUCUUCCCCCCGGGAUCCCGCGCGCUCCAAACACUCUACGUCCACUACAUACAGGAAGUCUUCGUAAAGCCUCUCCUCCCAAUCAUGGUCCCCCUCAGCCAUCAGCGCCUUCCGGAACGAAUCCAAUCGCAUUUCCGAACGUCCGAUGCUCCGAGCCCUCCUGGACAGUAUCUCCCUCCUGGCCCACAGUGCGAGGUUGCUUGGACAGCGGUCAAAGAGCAGUUCGAGUUCCUCGCCAAUGUGUUGGCUAAAAAUACCGGGGACGGGGAUGGGGUCGUUGCGAUGGGUCGGGAGGUGUCUUACGCGGAUUUCGCGGUCUGCUCGGUUCUGAUCUGGAUUGAGCGGAUGGCGCCGAAAGAUGGAUGGUUGCGGGUAAGGAGUUGGAAUAGUGGGAGAUGGCUCCAACUGUGGGAGCGAUGCCGUCCCUAUAUGGAUGAGCACUAAAGUCCGGUCAAUUUAAUUCUUAAUCACUUCAAUAGAAGUACAGUAGCCAGUCUAGAAUUACCCUAUCGUUUUGUUGUAUCUUCG
This is a messenger RNA of Guyanagaster necrorhizus, 946 nucleotides long. RefSeq lists its product as uncharacterized. Lineage: Eukaryota; Fungi; Basidiomycota; Agaricomycetes; Agaricales; Physalacriaceae. The record is from RefSeq and is a predicted model, not a curated record. The coding region runs from base 74 to 862 and encodes 262 amino acids. The transcript is spliced from 2 exons.